AAUCAUCAGACAAGCCACCAGGGAUAACAUCAGCAAAGCGAUAAGAGGGAGAAGAGGGAGAGCAGCCGAAGGGACAAGGCCACCCGCCAUGGCGCUCUCGCUCUGGCUCUCCACCUCCUUCCUCCCCACCCCCGCCGCCGCGAGGGCCAACGCCCGCACCCUCCGCUCCGUCGUCCCCUCCCAGGGGAUGCGCUGCUCGAUGCGCAAGAAGGGGCUGCACCCGGAGAUCUACGAGGACGCGAAGGUGUACUGCAACGGGGAGCUGGUGCUGGUGACGGGGGGCACCAAGCCGGAGUACACGGUGGACGUGUGGUCCGGGAACCACCCCUACUACGUGGGCGACACCUCGGCGCUGGUGGUCAUGGACAGCCAGAUCGAGAAGUUCCGCAAGAAGUGGGGGCACGUCAAGGAGUACUGGCCCGAGGACCAGUGGAGGGAGAUGCACCCCGACGGCGACCCGGAGUUCGAGCCCGAGGGAGACAACUGAGCAACGCCUUCAUUUCCCUCUUCCUCCCACGGUGCGUGGUCACCGAUCAUGUUUCUGUUGUUCUUGAAUGGAAUUCAGAUUCGGCCCGUUUGCUUUGAUAGUUUGAUUCUCCCAUCACGUCGUGUGGAUGCGUUUGCAUUGCUCUCGAGGUGUCCGGGUAAUCUUGGCAAUGGAACUAUGGACAUGAACACAUCAUACUAGCAUAUGAUAGUCUAAUGUUUCAAUUUUGCGCGCU
Molecule: messenger RNA, 722 nt
Organism: Phragmites australis (common reed)
Lineage: Eukaryota; Viridiplantae; Streptophyta; Magnoliopsida; Poales; Poaceae
Exons: 2
Coding region: 89-487 (132 amino acids)
Biological process (GO): translation
Cellular component (GO): ribosome
Molecular function (GO): structural constituent of ribosome
Source: RefSeq, a predicted model, not a curated record